Molecule: messenger RNA, 1558 nt
Organism: Musa acuminata subsp. malaccensis (wild Malaysian banana)
Lineage: Eukaryota; Viridiplantae; Streptophyta; Magnoliopsida; Zingiberales; Musaceae
Product: heptahelical transmembrane protein ADIPOR3-like
Biological process (GO): response to hormone
Cellular component (GO): membrane
Molecular function (GO): signaling receptor activity
Source: RefSeq, a predicted model, not a curated record
AUUAGACUCCUGGAUCUGUCGUUCCUCGGGUUAAAGCCUCAAAACCGAGAGCUUUGUUCCUUCUCCUCCUCCUCGUGGUGUCUGGGUUUCCGGCAAUGGCGGCAGAGGGCGGAGAGUUGCCGCCGACCGGGUCCAUUCCCAGAGGGAAGGAGGGGAAGGGGCGGCCGCUGUGGAGGAAAGUGAAGUACCAGCUGGUGGAGUACCAUUCUCUGCCCGGCUACCUCAAGGACAAUGAGUACAUACUAGGGUAUUACCGCGCCGAGUGGCCGCUGAAGCAAAUCUUCCUCAGCAUUUUUACCAUCCACAACGAGACGCUCAAUGUCUGGACGCACUUGAUUGGCUUCUUUCUUUUUCUUGCUCUGACCGUAUACACCGCAAUGAAAGUUCCGAAGGUUGUAGAUCUUCAAUCGCUGCAGCAUUUGCCAGAUGUACUGAAGAAAGCUGAUCUGCAAAAGAUUCAAUCAGAACUUGUGGCCUGUCUUCCUUCACUGCCUCACCUAUCUCAUUUACAAAGAUUAAAGAAUGAAGUGAAGACAUCCUUAGCUUCUCUGGACAUGCUUCCAUCUCUAUCUCACCGGCACAUACUGCAACUUCUCUCAAAUUGUCUGCCUCACAGAUAUGCGCAUGCAAAUUACAGUAAUGUUUCAGUUCUGUCAGCUAUGAAGGAUGAUGUGGCUAACAUGAUAGCUCCACUGGUGGUACGACCAAUUUCACGGUGGCCAUUUUUCGCCUUCUUAGGUGGCGCAAUGUUCUGCCUUCUUGCAAGCAGCACAUGUCACCUUCUGUCGUGCCACUCCCGUCGCCUUGCGUACAUCAUGCUCCGCAUUGACUAUGCUGGGAUUGCUGCCCUCAUUUCCACAUCGUUCUAUCCCCCAGUGUACUACUCGUUCAUGUGUAACCCAUUCUUCUGCAAUAUCUACCUCGGCUUUAUCACCACUCUUGGGAUUGCCAUGAUCGCGGUGUCACUUUUUCCGGUGUUUCAGAGCCCCAAGUUUCGAGUUAUAAGGGCAAGUCUGUUUUUCGGAAUGGGGGUAUCCGGGGUGAUCCCUGUGUUGCACAAGUUGAUUGUUUUCUGGCAUCGGCCAGAGGCACUGCACACGACGGGCUAUGAAAUCUUGAUGGGUCUGCUCUAUGGCCUUGGUGCAUUGGUGUAUGCCACGCGAAUUCCAGAACGAUGGAUGCCCGGAAAAUUCGACAUCGCCGGGCACAGUCACCAGCUCUUCCAUGUGUUGGUCGUCGCUGGGGCUUACACGCAUUACCAUGCAGGGCUGGUGUAUUUGAAGUGGAGAGAUCUAGAAGGAUGCUAGAAUUGCCAUACAUGAGAAGAGCUCUGAAAACAUCUGCAGCAGCAUGGAGUUGAGCUCUGAACAGGUUUAAGCUUCUGAAUAACCAUGGCUACUGCUCAUUCACCAACUAGAGGCUUUUGCCAACAGAGCAAAUGUAAUUGUAGCUUUUGCAAGGGAAAUAUGUGUUGAGAAGUGGAUUUUGUUGUAUAAGUUGCUUGUAAUUCUAUAAGCAUGACUCCGGUAAAUUGAUUCAGAUUGUGGUGUUUACUUGA